Messenger RNA from Nematostella vectensis (starlet sea anemone), 2203 nucleotides. RefSeq names its product prenylcysteine oxidase 1. Gene Ontology annotation, biological process: prenylcysteine catabolic process; prenylated protein catabolic process. Gene Ontology annotation, molecular function: prenylcysteine oxidase activity. The transcript has 3 exons. Bases 129 to 1613 code for a protein of 494 amino acids. The record is from RefSeq and is a predicted model, not a curated record. Lineage: Eukaryota; Metazoa; Cnidaria; Anthozoa; Actiniaria; Edwardsiidae.
CAUGGGAUGCUCAAAUAUUCCUGUACAGCGGUUGCACCCCAUCCAUCAUCACAUCAUCGCAUUUGGACACGAAACAGCUCAGCAUUCCAUUCCAUUACCUCAAUAAUUAUCACUGAUUCCUUCUCAAAAUGAGACUCCUGAACCUGGCCCUCAGUAUCAGCACCGGUGCGAUCUUCCUUCCAGCCAUUCUGCUCUUCAAAAAGCACUUAGUUUGCCAUGCGGAUGAAAGUAAGUCGCCGGUUCGUGUAGCCAUCAUCGGUGCUGGCAUAGGAGGGUCGGCCUCUGCCUUCUUCACGCGCGAACUUCUCGGAUCAAGCGCUGAGAUCGAUGUAUACGAAGCUUCUAAUCGUGUAGGAGGAAGGUUAGACACUGUGGAAGUCGCAGGGCAGAGAUUUGAAGCUGGAGGAUCUAUUAUACACUCGGCCAACCAACACAUGCAGAGUUUUGUGAGUGAGCUAGGUUUGAAAAAACUAGAGAGUAAUGAAAACUCAUCUCUUCUGGGUAUUUAUAAUGGAACAGCAUUUGUUUUCAUGGGAAGUAGAUGGAAAACUGUAAACUAUGCCAAACUGAUCUGGAGGUAUGGUUUUGAUCUUAUCACUAUGGACAACUGGAUAUCAAAGAUGUUAAAAAAGUUUGGCACAAUUUACACUCUUCAAAAUGAGGGGAAGUGCUUCACAUCAGUUCAAGAAUUGCUCAAAGCAAUGGGAGGGGAUGAGUUUAUAGCGAUGACAAAAACAACAACUAGAGAUGAGCUGAAAAAACUUGGAAUGAAGGACAGGACAAUUGAUGAACUUGUGACAACAGUAACAAGAGUGAACUAUGGACAAGAUACCUCGCUUAAUGCAUUUGCAGGUUCUGUUGCUCUAGCAGGUACUGGUGGGAGUCUGUGGGCUGUUCAGGGAGGUAACUACCAAGUCUGUGAAGGUCUUCUACAGAAAUCCCAGGUUACUCUCUACAAGGAAACAAAAAUCAAGGAGAUUGCCAAGAAUCCUGGGAAGAAAAGUCCUAUCUAUACCCUAACUAGUGACAAAGGAGUUCAAAAAUCCUAUGAUGUAGUUAUAAUUGCAGCCCCCCUGGAUAUUGAUACUUAUUACUUGUCUUGCCCCAAAUGUAGUAGCUGGCCAAAGCAAGGGAGCCCGGGGGCGUUCUGGCAAACAAUUGCUAACUUCUACUCAACUCCAAUUGACUAUAAACAUUUUGGACUAGCGUCGAUGGGCGAUGUUCCUGAAUUUAUAGGCACAACAAAAGACUCUAAGAAUUAUUUCAACUCUAUUGGUGCACAGUUUCCCGUAGACGGGGAUAAACCCAAAAUGAUCUCAGUCAGAAAAGUAUUUUCAAGAGAAUUACUCACAGCGGAUCAGAAGAGAGACAUUUUUCCCACAUGGAAAGAUGGUGACUCAAAGACAGUACCAUGGCUCGCCUACCCAGACCUGAAGCCUGCAGAGCAUUUUUCAUCCCUCGUUUUGGAUGACGGGGUGUUUUAUGUGAAUGCAAUCGAGCACGCUGCAAGUGCCAUGGAAAUGUCCGCUGUUAGCGCAAGGAAUGCCGCUCUUUUGGCAUCUCAGUAUGUCUCAAAAGCUCCCACCGGAACACAAGAAAAGGAGGAGUUGUAAUAGUUACUAAUUAUUCUCAAUGACCAGCAAAUAUUUGAAAAUGAUAAAUGAUUGAAUUUCAUUUCAAAUUCAUAUACGCGAAAGUAAGACAAAGGUUACAAGUCCUGGUAAAAAAAAUACUGCUAUAAAAGUGGCCUUAUUUCUAAGCUACGAAAACGUCCUCAGAAAUAUAUGUUAGCAGGCCAUUACCCAUGAUUUUUCUUGGGGGGUGCGAAAUCCAAAAAAAUGGACCUAAUUUUUCUGGGGGAGAUGGGGGGGGGAGGGAGUGAGUUUUUUGAUAAACAUCUGAACAAAAAGGGAUAUUUUAUGCCUUUGCAGUAUCUCCACGGGAAUUUUAUUGUCGAUUUGGCCACAAAUAAAGUCUGACUUAUGGAUUAAUGACAAACCAGAGUGAUCUAGCUUAUGCUUUAUAGUUACUUUUUACUUUUUCGCUAAAUUGAAACUGGAGGAAUUUUUUCCUAAAGAACUUGUAGGUGAGCGAAUUGUAAAAUGCACUUGAAAAGAGACAAAUAUAGUGACAGGUCUGUGGUUACCUGCAAAAUGUAAAUUUUUGUCAAACAGACAAAAAAAGAUGUCGAGCUUGUAAGCAA